AUGAGGCACGGAACUCUUUUAAGUCAAAAGCCGAACACAGCUACUAAGCAUCCUGAAUGGCAUGACGCCAUGACUAAAGAGGUCAAUGCACUUCUCAAAAAUCAUACAUGGUCUUUGGUUCCUUCCUCUCCUUCUCAGAACUUGGUUGGGUGCAAGUGGGUUUUUCAGAUUAAAAGUCAUUCUGACGACUCCAUUGAACGCUUUAAAGCCCGUCUAGUUGCCACCAUUUGCAUUGUUCUCAGUCUUGCAGUUUCUCGUGAUUGGUCCCUUUGUCAACUUGAUAAUACCUUUAUCCAUCGGUUUCUUCAAGAAGAUGUCUACAUGGCUCAACUCCCUAGUUUCAUUGAUCCCACUCGUCCUUCUCAUGUUUGCAACCUCCAUAAAGCAUUCUAUGGCCUCAAACAAGCACCUCGUGCUUGGCUCUAUCGCAUUAGUCUCCCAUACUAUCUUUCUUCUUCUAUAUGUCGACGACAUCAUGGUGGCCACUUUGACACCAAAGACCUUGGUUCGCUAAGCUAUUUCUUAGGUUUACAGGUUCUCCUCUAUGUCUCUAAUGGUGCUCUAAUCUCCAACCCAACCGAGUAUUGCAAGCUUGUUGGUAGUUUACAGUAUCUCACUCUUACUCGUCCUGACAUAUCUUUUGUCGUCAACAUUGUUGCUCAGUUCAUAACUCACCUCUUCCCCUACUCUGAUGCAAACUGGGCUGGGUGCCUUGAUUCUCGUUGGUCAACCACUGGAUAUGUGAUUACUCUUGGAACUAACCUCAUCUCAUAG
This is a messenger RNA of Prunus armeniaca (apricot), 774 nucleotides long. The record is from the annotation of a GenBank genome assembly. Lineage: Eukaryota; Viridiplantae; Streptophyta; Magnoliopsida; Rosales; Rosaceae.